AUGGCAACUCGACCACGGGGCCCUAUCGUUUCCUUGGCUCCUGCCCUGCUUCCAUCGAAAGUCACCUUGCCAGGUCGCACUAUUUCCCUGGAAAAACUCGACCUCAAGCAUGCCGACGACCUCUUCAGCUUUGUCGGUGGAAGUGAUUCAUCCAGAAGGUCUCUUUGGGACUACAUGGGCGACGGACCAUACACCCAGCUAGACACCUUCAGGAAUGCGAUCGCUUCGAAAUCAGCCUCCACCGACCCAUUCUUCUUUGCAGUGAUUGACCAGCGCAAUGACAGACCCAGCUGUGGAAAAGUGAUCGGAUACCUAACGCUGAUGCGAAUUACACCUGACCAUCUUACGAUUGAAAUCGGGAAUGUCCUAUUCUCAUCAGUUCUCCAGCGCACAGCUGCCUCAACAGAGGCGAUCUAUCUUCUUGCCAAGCAUGCAUUCGAGGAUUUGGGGUAUAGACGGCUAGAGUGGAAGUGUGACUCGCUUAAUGAGCCAUCGCGAAAGGCAGCAUUACGGUUUGGGUUUAAAUAUGAGGGGAUCUUUCGACAGCAUAUGGUUGUCAAGGGGAGGAGUAGGGAUACGGCUUGGUUUGCCAUGUUGAAGGAUGAGUGGAAUUCAUCGGUGAAAAUUGCUUUCGAGAGGUGGCUGGAUGAGGGGAAUUUUGAAGCUGAUGGGAGUCAGAAGAGGACGUUGCAUGGUUUGAGGGAUGAAUAA
Molecule: messenger RNA, 711 nt
Organism: Aspergillus wentii DTO 134E9
Lineage: Eukaryota; Fungi; Ascomycota; Eurotiomycetes; Eurotiales; Aspergillaceae
Product: GNAT family N-acetyltransferase
Exons: 1
Coding region: 1-711 (236 amino acids)
Molecular function (GO): protein N-terminal-serine acetyltransferase activity; protein-N-terminal-alanine acetyltransferase activity
Source: RefSeq, a predicted model, not a curated record